AUGGGCGAGGGUGAACUGAAGGAACCGAUUAAACGUCAACCAUCUGGCAUCAGUCAACUCUUUUCCCGAAUUCGACGCAAGUACUGUUCGGGAGCAUGCCUAAAAGUUGUCUACCUCGCCUGUGCCACUCUAGUUUCAGCCAGUCUCAUCAUUGAAUGCAUUCUGGCCAAUCUGGUGAUCAAGCCCUACAUGUCAGAGUCGGCAUUUGAAUCUGGCGUCUGCUUCCUCUACCUGACUCAGACAGGUCGGCGGGUCAAGUGCGAAAACAAGUGUUCAAAAGAUCGUUCCGCUUUUCCCUGCGCUGUGGUUCAGGUGCUCUUUCUACCGGUAAAAACGGAGGAAUCGCAGAUCCCGCGCGUGAUUACUGCGCUAAAAAACCGCUGGCCGCAUGCUGUGCAUAUGCUCAGACUGGAGGAGGCAAGAAUACUCUUCCUCUACGAUUACAUCAGCACGUACACGUCCUACAGAGGAGAUCGGCAGGUUGACAAGAACUAUUCAAUUCCCUAUGCAUCCUAUCCAGAAUAG
Messenger RNA from Dibothriocephalus latus, 525 nucleotides. Lineage: Eukaryota; Metazoa; Platyhelminthes; Cestoda; Diphyllobothriidea; Diphyllobothriidae. The record is from the annotation of a GenBank genome assembly.